Pyrenophora tritici-repentis Pt-1C-BFP is the source of this 2973-nucleotide messenger RNA. RefSeq names its product Tymo-45kd-70kd domain containing protein. Lineage: Eukaryota; Fungi; Ascomycota; Dothideomycetes; Pleosporales; Pleosporaceae. The record is from RefSeq and is a predicted model, not a curated record.
AUGCUUCAAAGACUGCAUAACGACAUGGUUGACGAGAACGUGGGAAAGCUGGAGAGGAAGAGGAGCAAGAGGCAGCGUGUGCUGCGCUUCUUCACUGCAUGGAAGCAGAAGCAGCCGCAUGAGGUGUCUACACUGUCCAAGGACUCGCAACCACUGUCACGCCAGGUCCCCGCCAUAUCUUCCAUAUCCGCUCCAGAGCCAGUGGCCAGUCCAGUCCAGCAUGGCAGGAUGCCUUCCGUCAAGGAGGGGAAGCAGGAGCGUGUAGUGACACCGCCGCCCCAAGAGACGGUAGAAGAAAAGGCCGAGCCCCUCAGUGAGAGUCAACUGCGCUCCCUCUUCGCUGGAGCCCCGCGCUUUGGCCUCACAAAGACCGACAGUCGCUCCACACCCACCGUUGCAUAUCCCUGGAACACUGAGCCCACCACCAAGCAUGCCACCGACUCAGCACCACUGGCCGAGCCCGCCUUCUCAGCUGCGACCCUGCAGAAGCAUCUGCCCAAGACCGAGCAGGUCCCGGGAGCCUCAAAACAAUACAAUGGCUACGGAGUGGACGUCGUGGAACUGCCCAACAUGCUUGGCGCACAGGGUAUCGAGGCAGGCACCAUUGGCUUCUCGCAUUUCCUAGAAUUGCCCAAUUCCGACGUCCUUGUCAACGCGUCAGAACAGUCUCAGUCAGGCAAUGGUUAUCUCAGCACGAGCACAAACAAAGACGUUAUGCAGGCGAACCCCGAGCGCCUAGGCAUACGUCCAGUCGAACUAGGCCUCAUCUACGACCGCUUGCUCGAGUUCCAGGAUCUUUACGAAACCUUCCACGACAGUCCCGAGCCAAUGACUAUCCUCAACAACCAAAGCUCUGGAGAUCUCUAUGCGAACUUGUUCACCAAAUUUCUCACUCCUCCCGGCUAUGACGAUUCCACCGAAGACCCUACAGGACUACAAACACAAAUCGCGGCACUGCUCAGGGUUCUGGCAUUGGAAGGCGUCUGGUAUGACUUCAGUCUUGUCGAAUGGAGGAUCAGACUGGGACAGAUUCUGUGGAACGAGCCUGAGCCCACCUCCGACUUCGAGUCACGACCCCUGUGGGCCGAGCGGGAGAUACUGCUGCUACAGAUUACCCUCGCCUGUGAGCUCCUACUUCGACUCGAUGCCUUCACAAACGCCGACGCGUCCAAUGCCGGUCUGCGACAGCAAAUCAAUCCCAAGGACAUGGAAGCAGUUCUCCAGAUGAAGACCACCAAGAUCGACUGGGAUCUGAUCCUGGCACGGAGGUUCUUGGACAACAUUCUCAUCAUGAGAGGCAGCGAUAUACAAGAAUCGCCGCAACCAAGGUCUCGCGGUUUCUUAUCACUGUUGGCGCAGGGCAUUCACCCUGGACUGCCACAAUCGGACCUCAUCCUGCUCCCACAGCAUCAGGCACGGCAAUUCUCAGGGCUGCUUCACUUCGCAAACACUAUACAGUGGCCUAAUAUUGACGUCGUUUCGACCGAUCUAGCCCGUAAACUGGGAGCACAAGACGACUCCACGGAAGGUAACACUCCGUCCUCGCCUAGUAUAAGGCCGUUUGACUCAAACACUCCUUCUGGAAUCAGUGUGUACGGAACGCCGCUGGAAACACCACUCCCGGCUGGACAUCAGUUAGACAGCUACUUUGGACAUGUCGGGAAGCCCUCUCUUCAUCGCAACAACUCUCGUGCUCUGCGUAUGCCCUUAUCCCCGAUGGCGACGCUUCCGGAAACAAAGUCAAAAUCCAGUCUGAACAACGUUGGUGGAUGGCUUAGUCGAUCAUACCUGGCCGGACUUGUGCUACCUGGAGAAGCCAUCUCGCAUUUUCUCAUGUCCACGCUACUUGAGAACGAUAGCACUGCAAUUGCAAAUCUUGGCGACUCUGCUAAUCUGUACGGUGGCUUUACCUUCGGCGGCAGAACAUUCUGGAGCAGGAACUCUGUCGUUGGCCGGACCCUGGCCUGUGUCAAGGGCUCUACAGAGUGCAUGGGGUGGGUAUCCUGUCCAAAGCUACCGGAAAACGGCGGCGAGCGAUGGUAUUCGAUCCACAGCGAGGUUCUUUCAAACACCAACCGGUUGCGAGUAAGAGACGGCUCUGAUCUGGUCACUCAGGACUCAGCUAUUGUUCCUGGAUAUGCUUUGGACACCGUCAAGUCAGAGGACUUUGUGCUACCUCGAGACCUCGACCCGAUACCAACCUCUUCUCUUGCCUUUUCCCAAUGGGAGCUCGUUCCGAUGAACGUGGACCUCAUCGAUGGAGACAACUGGUCUGGGCCACAGACCGAAAGCGACGUCCAUGCUCCAUCUAUGACGUUUAUCCUAGGCGAUGCAGCGACUAAUCACACCAUCACGCUUACCUACGAUGUCCAGUUCGUUACAUCUUGGCCGUGUACUACACCUGCUUCUGCGCUUUCCCAACUCGGGCACCGACCUAAAGUCAUGAGACGUUCAGUCACUGGGACACUGUCGAGAUCUUCAUCAAAACACACAAUGUCACGCCGAAACAGCCAUGGUUUCGAGCCACUGCUAUCUCAUCCCCCUGAUGCUGAGGACCUUACCCCAAAGCGCAUGUACGAUCCGCCAGAGACGGAGGCCGACGCACUUGCGACAAUAAGCAAGCCCAUGAACAUACAUCCCCUACACAGUUCCUAUUCGCAUCAGGUUGUGCCAGUCACCGACGUCCUGGAUCCUAAAUUUGUACUUCCGUUUGCGCUACACACAUCCAAGUCUUCGGAACGUUUGCUUAGGCUGUCCAAUAGCAAGGAUAGCGAUGAGGAAACGAUCAAGAACAACAAGAAGGCGGUGCUUGUGCUAGACGCUCGGUCUUCACCAGAUCUUGAGUUGCUCGCACGAGCUUGGUGUGCUGAGAACGGACUUCAUGCCAUCAUCAGUCGCGUUGAGCGCACAUGCUUAGGCUGUUCUAUCCGCGAGGCUCGAGGUCUAGGGAUCAACAUUGUCAUCCGCGUAUGA